GACAGAGUGAAAAGGUUACAGGCUGACUAGGUAUAAGUCUAUGCUGAGAACUUUCCCGCCGUUUGGGUGGCGUGUCAAGUCAACAAUUACAACACCCCACAUUCCCGCCGCCCAAUCGCUUAUUUCUUUCUCUCUCACUGAUCAUUCGUCUUCAUUCCAUCGGGAACUAAACGUCAAAUUCACUCCACUUACAUCCUCCCUUCCCAAAUGCAGCUUCGAUCGCGUAAAAGGACCUCCAACUUCUCUGCCAAUGUUGGAUGAUCUCUCCGAUUCAGAAACCUAUGUCCCUUCCUCCGAUUCUGAUCUAGGGGAAGAGGAGAUUCUGGACUUAAACCAUAAAGCAGUGAAACCUGCUCCUAUCACCAUUUCUGAUUUUACUGAGCCUCCAACAAACAGAGGCAAUGGUGAACAGAUACUAUCUGAGCAAAAUGAAAGCCAGUUUGACUUUAAUGUGUCAACCGCAAAGAAGAGAAACAAUACAAAAAGGAAAAAGAAGGCUAGGUCUGGGCAACCGUUAAUGUGGGAAGUUUGGGAACAAGAGCAUGAGAAAUGGAUUGAUGAGAAUUUGACAGUAGAUGUUGAUCUUGAUCAACAGAAUGCGGUAAUAACUGAGACUUCUGACGCAUCAUCCGACUUAAUUAUUCCUUUGUUGAGGUACCAAAAGGAAUGGUUGGCCUGGGCUCUGAAACAGGAAGACUCAAAUACCAAAGGGGGAAUCCUUGCAGAUGAGAUGGGAAUGGGGAAGACAAUUCAAGCGAUAGCCCUUGUCCUUGCCAAACGUCAAGUACUCCAUACAAUUGGUGAACCCAAUGUUUCGUCACAGACUGCAGGUUCAUCAACAGAUUUGCCCAGGAUAAGAUGCACACUUGUUAUUUGUCCGGUUGUUGCGGUGAGUCAGUGGGUAAGUGAGAUUGAUCGGUUUACUUCAAGGGGAAGCACAAAGGUGUUGGUUUACCAUGGUGCCAAUAGAGGGAAGAAUGUGAAACAGUUCUCAGAAUAUGAUUUUGUAAUAACAACAUAUUCGAUUGUUGAGGCUGAAUAUAGGAAAUUCAUGAUGCCACCAAAGGAGAAAUGCCCUUACUGUGGGAAAUCAUUUCACCAAAAGAAGCUCUCUGUUCACUUGAAAUAUUAUUGUGGCCCUGAUGCUAUUAAAACAGAAAACCAAUCUAAGCAAGAGAGAAAGAAACCAAAGUCUAUGUUCAAGUCAGGCAAAAAACAUGCUAGUAAUUAUGAAGCUGAUUCCAGAAAGAGGGGUAGCAAGAAGAAAGCAAAGCAUAAUAGGGAAGACAAAGACAGAGACUUUGAGUUUGAUGAAACUUCUGCAGGCAAAGAACAUAACUUGCCUGAGGGAAAAUCACUUCUACACUCUGUGAAGUGGGAGCGCAUCAUCUUGGAUGAGGCUCAUUUUGUGAAAGAUAGACGUUGUAAUACUGCAAAGGCUGUCCUUUCUUUGGAAUCCUUAUACAAAUGGGCUUUGAGUGGCACUCCACUACAGAAUCGUGUUGGAGAACUGUACUCUUUGGUUCGCUUCUUGCAAAUAGUUCCAUACUCCUAUUACUUGUGCAAAGAUUGUGACUGCAGAACUCUUGAUUAUAGUUCAUCAACACAAUGCCCAAACUGCCCCCAUAAUUCUGUGAGGCAUUUUUGUUGGUGGAAUAAGUACGUGGCUACGCCAAUACAACAUUAUGGAAAUGGUGAGAUCGGGAAAAGAGCUAUGAUAUUGCUAAAACACAAAAUUUUGAAGAACAUCGUCCUAAGACGUACCAAGAAAGGCAGGGCUGCUGAUCUUGCUCUUCCUCCUAGAAUUAUUUCCUUGAGACGGGACACCAUGGACAUUAAAGAAACCGACUAUUAUGAAUCUUUGUACAGUGAAAGUCAGGCACAAUUUAACACAUAUGUUCAAGCAGGAACUGUAAUGAACAAUUAUGCUCACAUUUUUGACCUCCUCACACGCUUGCGGCAGGCUGUUGAUCACCCUUACCUUGUAGUAUAUUCGAGUACUGCUGCACAAAGAGCUGGAAACAUGGUAAAUGGUGAUAGGAAUGAUGAUGAACAAGUUUGUGGCAUUUGCAAUGAUCCUGCAGAAGAUCCAGUGGUUACAGCAUGUGCACAUGUCUUCUGCAAAGCUUGUCUGAUUGAUUUUUCUGCCUCCCUGGGAAAUGUCUCAUGCCCCUCAUGCUCAAGAUUACUUACUGUUGAUCUGACUACGAAUGCAGAUGGAGGGCAAUCUAGCAAAACAACACUGAAGGGGUUUAAAUCCUCAAGUAUUCUGAACAGAAUUCAAUUAAAUGAUUUUCAGACGAGCACUAAAAUAGAGGCUUUGAGGGAAGAAAUCAGAUUCAUGGUGGAAAGAGAUGGUUCUGCGAAAGGAAUUGUUUUCAGCCAAUUCACAUCUUUCUUGGAUAUCAUAAAAUACUCCCUUCAUAAGUCCAGCAUAAAAUGUGUUCAACUAGUAGGGAGCAUGUCCUUGGCUGCGAGAGAUGCUGCAAUCAAGAGUUUUACUGAGGAUCCAGAUUGCAAGAUAUUUCUCAUGAGUUUGAAAGCUGGAGGUGUUGCCCUUAAUCUCACAGUUGCAUCACAUGUUUUCUUGAUGGACCCGUGGUGGAACCCAGCUGUGGAGCGCCAAGCACAAGAUAGGAUACACCGAAUAGGGCAAUGUAAACCAAUAAGGAUUGUGAGGUUUGUUAUUGAGAACACAAUAGAGGAGAGGAUAUUAAAGCUGCAAGAAAAGAAGGAAUUAGUGUUUGAAGGGACGGUGGGUGGCUCCACAGAGGCUCUAGGAAAAUUGACGGAGGCAGACAUGAGAUUUCUAUUUGUGUGAGCUGAGCUGGGUUGGGUUGGGUUGGGUUGUUGAAGCCAAGUUCUAGUGAAAUGUAAAAUACUUCUCUUUUCUGUUUCUGCCUUGGACAUGUAAUGUUUGGAACUUAUAGAGUUAAUGACAUUAUCUCUCUCAAAACUCAUUGAAUUUA
Messenger RNA from Gossypium raimondii (Peruvian cotton), 2969 nucleotides. RefSeq names its product DNA repair protein RAD16. The record is from RefSeq and is a predicted model, not a curated record. Gene Ontology annotation, molecular function: ATP binding; ATP-dependent chromatin remodeler activity. The coding region runs from base 41 to 2821 and encodes 926 amino acids. NCBI's taxonomy places the organism in Eukaryota, Viridiplantae, Streptophyta, Magnoliopsida, Malvales, Malvaceae. The transcript has 16 exons.